Messenger RNA from Triticum turgidum subsp. durum (durum wheat), 1119 nucleotides. The record is from the annotation of a GenBank genome assembly. Lineage: Eukaryota; Viridiplantae; Streptophyta; Magnoliopsida; Poales; Poaceae.
AUGUCACCUGGAGCGUCAUGUUCCGGCGUUCCGGUACCACCCCGCCCGGCCGGAACCCACACAUUCCUCCUGCCGGCGGCUCCCCCGUUCGUCUCAAAGUUCACCAUCAAUCGAAGAGAUCCUCGGACGGCCUCUUCUUGUUUUGGUAAAGCAAUAACGCCAAAGCGCUGCUUUGUCGUGGCCGGCGGACUUACUUGGGUUGAUGGGGUUGAAGAAGAGCUCAUGGAGCUACAAAAGACACAAGAGCAAAGUUCAGGCAAGUUAAAGAAGAGGCCGCCUUUGAGGCGUGGAAAGGUCUAUCCCCAACUUCCUGUACCAGAACACAUUCCAAGACCUUCUUAUGUGGGUGCAAACAUACCACAAGAACUACCCGCAGUUCGCCAAAUACACAAUGCCGAAGGUAUCGCUGGGAUGAGAGCUGCUUGCAAACUUGCUGCCCGUGUACUGGACUUCGCGGGAACAUUGGUUAAGCCAUCAGUUACUACAAAUGAAAUCGACAGGGCGGUGCAUCAUAUGAUAGUUGAGGCGGGUGCUUAUCCUUCUCCACUUGGCUAUGGUGGAUUUCCUAAAAGUAUCUGCACAUCAGUAAAUGAGUGUGUCUGCCAUGGACUACCUGAUUCAACACAGCUGCAGAAUGGAGACAUCAUAAAUAUUGAUGUAAAUGUGUUCCUAAAUGGGUACCAUGGCGGAACUUCCAGAACAUUUGUAUGCGGAGAAGCGGAUGAAUCUAUCAAGCAUUUCCUAAAGGCAGCUGAAGAAUGCUCGGAGAAGGGUAUUUCUGUCUGCAGGGACGGUGUAAACUACAGAAAAAUUGGCAAGAAGAUAAGUAAGCUUGCUUAUUUCUACGGCUAUCAUGUGGUGGAGCGCUUUGUUGGACAUGGAAUUGGAACUAUGUUGCAUUCUGAGCCACUUAUCCUCCAUCAUGCAAAUGAAAACUCUGGUCGAAUGGUUGAAGGUCAAACAUUCACAAUUGAACCUAUACUUACAAUGGACAAAGCAGAGUGUGUUACAUGGGAAAAUGGAUGGACUACUGUCACAGCCGAUGGCAGUUGGGCAGCACAGUUUGAGCACACUGUAUUGGUCACUAGGACGGGCGUAGAGAUAUUGACAAAACUUUGA